AUGACGUCGGAUUAUCAGAACGGUCGUCACCAUCAACAGACAGAAAAACCUCUCCUCCCGGAAUACUGGAAGACGUUGGUUAGCUGCCUGUACUUGAACCUUGUGUCUUUCUCCAUGUGCUAUGCGGUCACAGUCACCCACCAGGCGGCCCCAGACAGGCGUGUCCACCCGCCCCUCCCCGAUGCGAUCAUGGACAAUGUGCCCUAUAUCCCCUGGGGGACGCAAGGGGCUGAGGUCUGCACGAUGGUACUCGGGGUCGUUCUGAUUCUGGUCUGCGUCGUUCAUAAACACAGGACCAUUAUCUGUCGAAGAUUCUGUGCUAUAAUGGCAACUAUUUACAUCAUGCGGAUCGCUACCAUCCUAUCCACUGCAUUGCCUGUAUUACCGCCCCCAAGUGAAUGUACCACAAUGGAAAUGGACACCGCUGCUAACCGACUGAACAUCGCCAUUGCAGUAUGGAUGAAAUCAGGAUCUCGAUUAAGUGGCAUCAAAAUGUGUGGAGACUACAUGUUUAGUGGACAUAUAACUUCCCUCACCCUUGGAAAUCUCUUUAUUAUUGAAUAUACACCGAGUAGAUUAUUCUUUAUACGCUACCUGACUACAGCUGUCAACAUCGCAGGCUCCAUCGUGAUCAUUAUCGGUAGGGGACAUUACACGGUCGACGUCAUCAUCGCAAUCAUCCUCGUUUUCAUAGUCUUUCAAUAUUAUCAUUCACUCACACGCCUUUACGUCUUAACAAAGAGCAGCGAAAAACUUCAAUGGUUUCCGUUCUUUUUGUAUUUUGAGCGUAAUGUAUGCCUCACUGUGCCAAACGAGUAUGAAAGCCCUCAGCUCUCCAAUUUGCUUAGUACUAUAUUAGGGAAAUUUAAAGGAAACAUAUAACUUUGAUAAAAGGGAACCAGCGAAAAAAGCUAGAUAAAAAAAGCACUGUCGCAAAGACUAAAGGAGGGCACCGGGCCCCACCGGGCAGAGCUGAGGAAUGAAAUGGGUUAUAUAAAUAUUGCAAAAUUGUUUACUUUACUUGUAUCAAAGAGAACUGUUGCUGA
Molecule: messenger RNA, 1046 nt
Organism: Strongylocentrotus purpuratus (purple sea urchin)
Lineage: Eukaryota; Metazoa; Echinodermata; Echinoidea; Camarodonta; Strongylocentrotidae
Product: sphingomyelin synthase-related protein 1-like
Exons: 4
Coding region: 1-882 (293 amino acids)
Biological process (GO): ceramide biosynthetic process
Cellular component (GO): Golgi membrane; endoplasmic reticulum membrane
Molecular function (GO): sphingomyelin synthase activity; ceramide cholinephosphotransferase activity
Source: RefSeq, a predicted model, not a curated record